AUGGAGUUAUCGCAUAUAUCCCGGGUGCUCUCUCGAGCUAAUACAUGGCAUUUUGACAUCGAUCGAUACCUGGACCCUCUGGUUCCGGCGCCGAGAUGGAACGCGGUGCCCAAGCCUGUGGCCUAUUUCCUAGGCUAUCGGGCUGAGCGACCUAAGCCGCUUGGGAAUAUUGUCAUUGCCUUUUGGUCUCUCAUCGGUGCAUUCUCUGGCGUAGCCCUGGUGGCUUCGGUUUCCCAGCAUGUGCCGUCAUUUGAGGCUCGGCAUGUCCCGGCGGUCAUUGGCAGUUUCGGUGCUGCAGCUGUCCUUGAAUUCGGUGUCAUCGACUCGCCUCUUGCACAGCCAAGGAACGCAUUCUUCAGCCAGAUGAUUGCCUGUUUGGUUGGCGUGGGCAUUUCUAAGCUCUUCGCCUUGAACCCCAGCGCAGAGAAGUAUACGUCUCUUGGGGGUGCGUUGUCCUGUGGUGUGACCACUUGGCUCAUGGUUCUCACGAAUACUGUACACCCGCCAGCAGGCGCCACAUCGCUACUGGCCGUCACAAAUUCUCAGACUGCCGGGUUGGGCUGGUUCCUGUUCCCGGUGAUGAUAUUAGGCGUCACUCUGAUGCAGACAGCGGCUCUGCUAAUCAACAAUAUAAAUCGUCGGUUCCCAUUAUACUGGUGGACACCCCGUUCCCUUUCACGGGGAAGUCGAGACCUUGAGAAACAUAGGAAGGAAGCCCCCGAUGUUCCCAGUCGAUACGAGGACAGCUUGGGUGAACUUCGACAGUUGGUGGUGGGAAGAGACGAGAUUUUGAUUCCAGAUGGAGUAUAUCUGACCGGAACGGAACGAAAGAUCUUGGAGAGGAUCCAAGAUCGCAUAUAA
Messenger RNA from Penicillium odoratum, 861 nucleotides. RefSeq names its product HPP family protein. The transcript is spliced from 2 exons. Bases 1 to 861 code for a protein of 286 amino acids. Lineage: Eukaryota; Fungi; Ascomycota; Eurotiomycetes; Eurotiales; Aspergillaceae. The record is from RefSeq and is a predicted model, not a curated record.